UUUAACAUCGAACAAUGAUCAAAAAGUUAGAGAAGAUCGAAAGUUUCAACGGUCGCAAAACAUGGAAGCUAUUUCACGCCACGGACUUCGACUCGCUGAUGUACCCUAAUUUCUGUAUCAGUCUCGCCCUUGGACUUUUCCCUUACAAGUGGGAAUCGACCAGAUACGUAUUAUCGAGAAAACGCUUCGUCUGUUCCGUGGCCACGAUUCCUAUUUUGGUUGGGCUCAUGCUAUUUCUAUUAUACGAAAUGAACUUUGGCAAUUUGUCGUACUCUGCACUAACCUCGAAAAUCGACACGAAUUUUGUUUUAAUCUUCUACGUUAUGGCGACAGUGGUGAUGCAGUGUUGUAGUCUUUCGAGGCUGCACGUUAUUAAAAAUCUCUUGGAAGCGUCCCAGAUAUUAUCACCCAAAGAUUUCAACGAUCUCGCUAAACUCUUUCACACGAAGGACAUUCUUGGCUUCCUAUUUUUAGCCAUUCACUUACCGAAUUGUUUCAAAGGGAAUGCCUACGUUACUGCGCGACAUCUCACUUUUUUAUAUUUAAUGAUAGUGAAUUUUUUGUUGGACAUGUCUUACAUGAAUUGUGUAUGCGUCCUGAAAGCUUGCUUCAAAAAAGUGAACGAAUGCCUCGAACAAUUGAAUAAAUCUUCAACGAAUGAUGUAUCUGUUUCGGAAAUACCAUGGGUGGAGAAAGCCCCAGGAAACAAACACAGGAAUACUCUGUUGCUGACGAAGUUGAAAAGUUUGUUGGAGAAACAUCUGCAGAUCAGUGACGUUGUUCAAUUGUUGAAUAAUACGUUUCUCGUAAAGAUUGUUACCUUGGUCAUCACGACGUUCAUCAUUGUCACAUUUAACUCGUACUUUGUUAUUCUUAGGAUGUACAGAAGUUUUGGUCAGCAUCUGCAGCCACAGUUUUGGUACAUACAAUUUCUUUCAAGCAUAUUGUACGAAAUGAGCAAAUUCAUGAUGUUAAUUUGGGCCUGUGAAACUGCGAAAAACGAAGCACUGAAAAUUGGUACUACCGUUCACGAUGCCCGCAGCAAUACUACUGAUACGUUGAUGAAACACGAGUUGGAGCUAUUUCCACUUCAAGUGCUGCAACGGGACAACACGUUCUCCGCGAGAGCAGUUACGAUGAACGCAGCGCUUCUUACGCAGAUUGCAGGAGAUAUAACCAUCAUCAAUAAACAGUAA
This is a messenger RNA of Colletes gigas, 1196 nucleotides long. RefSeq lists its product as uncharacterized. Lineage: Eukaryota; Metazoa; Arthropoda; Insecta; Hymenoptera; Colletidae. The coding region runs from base 15 to 1196 and encodes 393 amino acids. The record is from RefSeq and is a predicted model, not a curated record. Gene Ontology annotation, cellular component: membrane. The transcript has 4 exons. Gene Ontology annotation, biological process: sensory perception of taste.